Messenger RNA from Hevea brasiliensis (rubber tree), 2020 nucleotides. RefSeq names its product ethylene-responsive transcription factor ERF118. The transcript is spliced from 3 exons. Gene Ontology annotation, biological process: regulation of DNA-templated transcription. NCBI's taxonomy places the organism in Eukaryota, Viridiplantae, Streptophyta, Magnoliopsida, Malpighiales, Euphorbiaceae. The record is from RefSeq and is a predicted model, not a curated record. The coding region runs from base 755 to 1762 and encodes 335 amino acids. Gene Ontology annotation, molecular function: DNA-binding transcription factor activity; DNA binding.
UGUAAGUGGGAAAGUUUUUGUAAAAGUUUCACCAAAUCUAUGUAACGGAACAAGUGGGAGUUGAGAUUGGAAGGUCAGGCGGUCCUGCUUUGGCACACCCACGCGGGCGCGGGGCUUAAACAGGGCCCCCUUGAAACUUCUCUUUUUUUUAGUUUACUUUCCGCUCUCUUCUCACGCAACAAACGCAACACACACAGAGGCCAGAGUCUCUGUACUCUCUACUACUACUACUGCUGCUUCCGAUCCCUCAUGCAACUCCUUUAGAGAGACCCAGAAAAAAAGAGAGCUCCUCUUGACACUGAGAUUCAGUGUCUUUUGAUUCUCUCUGCUCAAAAAAGAUUUUCUCUGAUAAAAGCAGAGGAGAGAGAAACAGAGGAUUUAUGUCGUCUGGAUUUGAUCUGUUGACUGGAGCUCCAAAGAAGCUCUGGGUGUCCCUCUGGAUCACUCUCUGCCUCUUCUUCACUUUUUGCAGCCAAUCUUGGUCCCUUCAGAAGUGCCAGAAACAGACUUUUUUUAUUAUUUCUACAAUAUUAAGAUCAAAACGCGAUUGUUCUAGGGUAGAUUGCUUUGAGGAUUGUCUGAGAAAAGAUUUAUCAUUUUCAAUUUUGGGUUUCAGGGAUUUGGGUUUUUCUUGAUACUCGAGCUUGUCAAAGAUUUGAUUUCCUUUCCCUUUUUUUUGCCCUUUUCCUUUCUUUUUUGGGUUAAUUUCCUUCUUUGAAUAAGGGGUUCUCUCUAUAAAUUUCAUAUUCAUACAAUGCCAGGCCUUAAAAGGCCAAUUUUGAAUCAAAAUUUGAGUUUUGACAAAGAAGAGAAUAAGAAGAAACCAGGCAUGGAAAACAAUUCGUUGUCCACAAAGAAAGUUCGCAUAAUCUGCGAUGAUCCUGAGGCCACAGACUCCUCCAGCGAUGAAGAUGAAGGACACAUUGACAGACGAAACCGAUUGAUGGGUUCUAAGCGUUUUGUGAGAGAGAUUAACAUCUUACUUCCUCCAAAUGAAUCAAGUGCUGAUAAGUCUUCACAAGAAAAUAAUAGCAGUCGAGGCAAAAUCAGAAGUAAUUCUAAGCUCCAUGACAACAAGAGGAAAACUCGAAUUUUGUCCUCUAUCUACAAAGGCGUACGGCGAAGACCGUGGGGGAAGUAUUCAGCUGAGAUUAGAGAUCCAUUUCGAAAGGUGCGAUUGUGGCUUGGCACUUACACUAGUGCUGAGGAGGCUGCUGCUGCGUAUAGGAAGAAGAAAGAGGAGUUUGAGAGGAUGACGGAAGCAGGAAAAUUUAAGAAAUUGUCAAUUGCUUCGAAAGUUGAAUCCGAAGAAUCAAGUGAAGCAAGAAAAUUUAAGAAAUUGUCAAUUGUUUCGAAAGUUGAAUCCGAAGGAUCAAUUGGUUUGUUUUCUUAUCCAUCACCAUCUUCUGUUCUUGAUGUGUCUACAACAACCUCACUCAGUCAUGGAGUUGAAGGUUCAAUCAAAGAAGAGAAAAUUGAGGAGAAGGCAGAGAAGGAAUUCACUGUGGGGAAAAUGGUGGAAGAAAGGCAAUCAAUUUCUGAUUUAUGGGAAGAGUCUUCACUCUCUCCCUCUAUUAGUCAAGAGCUGCUGAGUGGUGAUUACUACUCAGAUUUUGGUAAGUUUUUUGACAGUGUCAAUGAUGCAGAAGAUUUUUCAAUGGAGGUGAUGGAUCUUCCAAUGGAUGGGGUGAUGGAUCUUCCCAACAUUGAGCUUGAGACUCUUGCUUUUGUUGAGGAAUCUCUCAAUUUCAUAUACCCAUAAGUUUUGCAGUUAGGAAUUAUAGGUGGUUUUGGUCUUAUUUUACUAUACAUCGGUGAAGAGAUAUAUUGGAGUUGUCUUUAUUUUGUGUUUGUUAGGGGGGAAAAGAGACUUCUUGGGGGUAAUUUUUAGUAGUUUCUGUGGGAUUUUCAUAGCCAUCCAAGAUUUUUGCAUACUCUAUAAUUCCAAGUCUAUGAGUAAUUUAUUACAUGGAACUAUGUUAGCUUUGUCUUAUCUAUAAUAGAAGACUUUUUUUUUUCU